UCCAGGCGUGCUGGUCGCCAUGACAACAGAGACAGGCCCCGAUUCUGAGGUGAAGAAGGCUCAGGAGGAGGCCCCCCAACAGCCUGAGGCUGCUGCUGCUGUGACCACGCCUGUGACCCCUGCAGGCCACGGCCACCCAGAGGCCAACUCCAAUGAGAAGCAUCCGCCCCAGCAGGACACCCGGCCUGCUGAACAGAGCCUAGACAUGGAGGAGAAGGACUACUGCGAGGCCGAUGGCCUGUCAGAGAGGACCACGCCCAGCAAGGCCCAGAAGUCACCCCAGAAGAUUGCCAAGAAGUACAAGAGUGCCAUCUGCCGAGUCACUCUGCUCGAUGCCUCUGAGUACGAGUGUGAGGUGGAGAAGCAUGGCCGGGGUCAGGUGCUGUUUGACCUGGUCUGUGAGCACCUCAACCUCCUGGAGAAGGACUACUUUGGCCUGACCUUCUGCGAUGCUGACAGCCAGAAGAACUGGCUGGACCCCUCCAAGGAAAUCAAGAAGCAGAUCCGGAGCAGCCCCUGGAAUUUUGCCUUCACAGUCAAGUUCUACCCCCCUGACCCAGCCCAGCUGACAGAGGAUAUCACAAGGUACUACCUGUGCCUGCAGCUGCGAGCAGACAUCAUCACGGGCCGGCUGCCCUGCUCCUUCGUCACGCACGCCCUGCUGGGCUCCUAUGCUGUGCAGGCUGAGCUUGGCGACUAUGAUGCCGAGGAGCAUGUGGGCAACUAUGUCACUGAGCUCCGCUUUGCCCCGAACCAGACCCGGGAGCUAGAGGAGAGGAUCAUGGAGCUGCACAAGACAUACAGGGGCAUGACUCCGGGGGAAGCAGAGAUCCACUUCCUGGAGAACGCCAAGAAGCUCUCCAUGUAUGGAGUCGAUCUGCACCAUGCCAAGGACUCUGAGGGCAUUGACAUCAUGCUAGGUGUUUGUGCCAAUGGCCUGCUCAUCUACCGGGACCGGCUGAGAAUCAACCGUUUCGCUUGGCCCAAGAUUCUCAAGAUCUCAUACAAGAGGAGUAACUUCUAUAUCAAGAUCCGGCCCGGGGAGUAUGAGCAGUUUGAGAGCACGAUUGGCUUUAAGCUUCCAAACCACCGGUCAGCCAAGAGGCUGUGGAAGGUCUGCAUCGAACACCACACGUUCUUCCGGCUGGUGUCCCCUGAGCCUCCACCCAAGGGUUUCCUGGUGAUGGGCUCCAAGUUCCGGUAUAGUGGAAGAACCCAGGCCCAGACACGCCAGGCCAGUGCUCUCAUUGACCGGCCUGCACCCUUCUUUGAGCGUUCCUCCAGCAAACGGUACACCAUGUCUCGCAGCCUUGAUGGAGCAGAGUUUUCCCGCCCAGCCUCGGUCAGUGAGAACCACGACGCAGGGCCUGAUGGUGACAAGACGGAGGAGGAUGCUGAAUCUGGAGGGCGGCGUUCAGAGGCUGAGGAGGGAGAGAUCAGGACCCCCACCAAGAUCAAGGAACUAAAGCCGGAGCAGGAAACCACGCCAAGACACAAGCAGGAGUUCUUGGACAAGCCAGAGGACGUCCUGCUGAAGCAUCAGGCCAGCAUCAAUGAGCUCAAGAGGACCCUGAAGGAGCCCAACAGCAAGCUGAUCCACCGGGAUCGGGACUGGGAGCGGGAGCGCAGGCUGCCCUCCUCGCCUGCCUCACCUUCUCCCAAGGGAACCCCUGAGAAAGCCAGCGAGCAGUCCCAGAGGACCCAGGACGCCUCCCAGCAGGACUUGGUACCUGGAACAGCCGCAGGCUUGGAAGUGUUCACUCAGAAAAGCCUCGCAGCAUCACCUGAGGGCUCGGAGCAUUGGGUUUUUAUAGAAAGAGAGUACACUAGGCCAGAAGAACUCAGUUUCCUAAUGGUGGCCACCACACAGCAGGAAGAAAAUGAGGCAGUCCUUGCCGAUAUCCUUGCUGAUGGCAGACUCUCCAAGGUAGACAUUCUGGUGGACAAGUUCAAAGUUGAAGUGGCCACUGAAGAAAUGGUGGGGACCAGAAGAGCAAACACUCAGCAGAAAGGGAAAAUGAUCGCAAGUCCAGAAGACUUUGAGUCGGUGUGGAAGGAAGGCCCCUGCGUCGGGGGAGACUCAGCCGGGGCUGCCCCGGCUGCGGGCUGCACAUUGGCAGAUAAGCUGCUUGAGGGCCUUGAGCUCAGGAUGGGUACCAGUGAGGCACUCAUCAGGAACUGCCACGUCUCCGAUGGUCAGCUGGAUGACCAGGUAGAACUGAGGAAGGGGCUGCAGCAGCUGCAGACUUGUGGAAGACCCAUUCCUCCAGGGACCAGGCCAGCAGAGAUGGACAUUUCCUCUCCAGGCUCAGACAAAGCUGAGCUCCAGUCAUUUCUAUUGGAUCCAGUCCAUGCCGAGGCCAGAGCUGACUCAAGUGAUGAGACUGAUACCUCCUUUGUAGAGAGGAGCUUCCAUCUAAAUUAUGAGGGAAAAGAUUCUGAAGACCAAGUCCUUCUUCCACCCGUGGAAAAGAGAGAAGAGCACCUGGAUGCCCCUCCUGGAAGUGAGACCAGGCGGGAGUUGGAGCUCCUAGACAGCUUGGAGCUGAAUUCCUCAGAGCAGAUGGGCUCUGCUGCAGCCUUUGGCAGGAACAAGGAUGAAGCCCAUGAGAUUUCCUCAGAGGAAGGGCCCAGGUCUCUCAGGAGCCAUGGAAGACCGGGUGACCUGCAGGAAGCUUCCCCAGAGCAGAUAUUUGCUGAGGACUUGAAAGAAGCCCAGUCAGAGGUGGAAGGACAGUUUAUUCACACAACAGCCAGUUCAGCCGAAGAGGAAGAGGCCCAUGAGAGUGGAGAUUUAAUGGAAAAGGCUGAGAAGAGUCCCCCAACAAGAAGAAGGAACCGCUUCCCUAAUGGAGUGGGGGGUGUACACCUGGACGCCCAGGCCUGUGCCCUUCUGUGGACUAUCCCUCCUCAGGUGAGGAAGCCAGCCAAACCCGACAGAGCGGACAGAGGCAACUUCCUGCCCAAAGAGAGGGGAGCAGAUCACACCCAAGCCAGAGAACCUGAGACUGGGGACCAUAAGGCCUCAGCACUCCUUCACACAGAGGUGGUCACCCCCUUGCCAACCUCCUCUGCUCACUCAGAGGCUCUGGUAGCUCUGGACGACACUUCUCCAAGCCUGCUCCCUCAGAGGUCAGGGGAACCUUCAGAGCUCAGGGAUCCCUUUGGAGAUCAGCUUCCUGUAUUUCUCAAACAUGUCCGUCCUCCGAAAGAAAGCCUGGAGACCAAGGACCAAGUCAGGUUGGCCAUGUCAUCUAACACAGGAGGUGACCGAAAGGCACCUCCAGUUGUCAGCAGAAAGCCCAGAGUUAUCCCCGGAGAAGGUGAGAGGGUCACACCCCUGGGGUGGAUGUUCCCUGCGGGGAAGCAAAAGGAGAUAACCUCUUUCCAGGCUGGGGUCCAGGAGGGCUCCCUGGAAGACAUUAGCAAGACCUCAGUGGCCAAUAAAAUUCGGAUAUUUGAGACCCACGGAGUUGAGGUUCGCCGAGCCAGUCAGGGUGAAACAAGGGCCUUUUCAAGUGAACCUUCAGAGGCCUCCCCAGGACAGGUAGAGCCACAGUGGAGUAAGCUUUCAGACCUGAGCUCCGUGCAACUCCAGCCCCCAGGGGACUUUGCCAGUCCGAAAGCUACAGAUUCCUCGAUGAUGCCUCAGGCUAACAGACACUUUGUGGAAGGCAUUUCUACCACAUCCCACCAGGAAAGAUGCCCAGAACUGGAGCUCAUGUCCCCUGAUUCGGGCUGCCAAACUGCGCUGGAGGAAACUACUGGGGUAACUGGCCACAACAAAUCCGGAGACGCGGUCAGGGAAGAGCAGCACUUCACCAGCUUAGCAGCAAACGCCCCUGGGAAGGGGGGGCGCCUGAGCUUCGCCAGCCCCUCGGGCCUUCAGAGAGCAGGGCUGAGGGAGGGCUCAGAGGAGAAAGUCAAACCACCACGUCCCCGGGCUGCAGAGAGUGACACAGGAGACGAGGACCAGGACCAGGAGAGGGACGCAGUGUUCCUGAAGGACAACCACCUGGCCAUUGAACGCAAGUGCUCCAGCAUCACGGUCAGCUCUACGUCCAGCCUGGAGGCUGAGGUGGACUUCACGGUUAUCGGCGACUAUCAUGGCAGCGCCUUUGAAGACUUCUCCCGCAGCCUGCCUGAGCUCGACCGGGACAAAAGCGACUCAGAAACCGAGGGCCUGGUAUUCUCCCGGGAUCUCAAGGGGCCUCCCAGCCAGGAUGAUGAGUCUGGGGGCCUUGAGGACAGCCCAGAACGAGGGGCUUGCUCCACCCCGGAUAUGCCCCAGUUUGAGCCUGUGAAAACGGAAACCAUGACUGUCAGCAGCCUGGCCAUUAGGAAGAAGAUUGAGCCAGAGGCUGUACUGCAGAGCAGAAUCUCCACUGUGGACCAUACCCAGGUUGAUGGGAGUGCCCCACUGGGGAAGGAGUUCAUGGCAACCACCCCCUCCAUCACCACAGAGACCAUAUCGACCACCAUGGAGAACAGUCUCAAGUCCGGGAAGGGGGCAGCUGCCAUGAUCCCAGGCCCACAGACGGUGGCCACGGAAAUCCGUUCUCUUUCUCCGAUCAUCGGGAAAGAUGUCCUCACCAGCACCUACGGCGCCACUGCGGAAACCCUCUCAACCUCUACCACCACCCAUGUUACCAAAACUGUGAAGGGAGGGUUUUCUGAGACAAGGAUCGAGAAGCGAAUCAUCAUCACUGGAGACGAAGAUGUUGAUCAAGACCAGGCCCUGGCUUUGGCCAUCAAGGAGGCCAAACUGCAGCACCCUGACAUGCUGGUAACCAAAGCUGUCGUAUACAGAGAAACAGAUCCAUCCCCGGAGGAGAGGGACAAGAAGCCACAGGAAUCCUGACCUCCGUGCAGAGAUGCUGGCAUGUCUGGUCCAACCCAAGCCAGAGAACCAUUAAGAAGGGGCCUUCAUUCUGGAUUCUCCAAUGCCAACACUGAUGUCCCAGCUGCAACGUACUGUCAUUCAUGAGAGACUGGGAAGGGAAAAGCAUAUAUACAUAGAUAUAUAUAGAUAUAGAUAUAUAUACAGGAAACACCGCGUUCUGCACUGCUGCUGGGGCUGGCGGAGCAGUUGGCCAACAGCAACAACCAACAUCUACAGCAACCUACAUUUCCUUUGCAGAAAAAUUGAAGAAUUGGUGGGACUUUUCAGGAAAAAAAAAGUGAUAACGACCAUAAUCCCUUGUUUGUCCCUUUCCCCUGCCAAACCACAAAAGCAAGCCAGACCACAACGAUUGUAGGAGCACCGUUCAACGCUGGGUGCACGCGGUCUGGUGGGUGGACGAACAUCCCAUUUGCUCUUCUCCAGUACCUGUUGCCCCCUUGAAUGCAAAGGAAAAUGGUGGUGCAGCCAAGCAAGAGAAGUCACAGCAGCAAGACACGCACAGUCAACCAUUUUCUGAGAAAGAAAGGAAAAAUCUCCCACUUGGAAAGGAGGAGGAGGAACACUGGAUUAUUAUUUUCUGGGUCUUGACACUGGGCUGCAAAAUCCCCCUUCUUUUCUUGCACCCUCCCUCACCUCAGCUCCCACAUGCCUCGUCAUUUUCUGUCUCAGCUCCCUCCUCCUCCUGCCCUGUCCACACCCCUCCCAGUCUGUGUCCUGGUCCUGCUGAGGGCCCCUGCAGAUGACUCUCAUUUGAACUGAGAAAAAGGAAAGAAAGCAGGAACAGAAAACAAAGCCACAGGAAGGGAAGUAGACAUUGUAUGUGUCUGGUUUCUCAUGAUGAAGGUGCAGCUCAUAGGAGAUUUGUAUGGAUGUGCUUUUAAGUUAUGUAUAUUACAUAUAACAGGAAACAAAUAUUAAAAUAAACAGUGCUGGUAAGUAUGAAGCUGACAUUUUAAAAUUAUAAUUAUCAGACUGUGAUUGAUGUAUCCCAAGGUUCCUAGAUCUUGCUGAACUGGCCCAGCUGAGGAGACCUGAACUCCAGGGGUGGCUGGCUCCCAGUAGGGGCAGACGGGUUCAGCGUAGUAAUACUGUGUGUGGUGUUUGUAAUUGGGUGGUUGGUGGGAAGAGUAGGGCCCGCCCAGUGGAGGCAGGGGUUAAGCAAGAGGGAGCAACACAGACAUAGUCCUGAAUAUGCUGGUCCAAGAUGCCUUCUCCCCAGCAGUAGCAGCCGGGCCUGGUCUGUGCUAGGACCUGGGGUCCGGAGUCAGGACUCUGCUGCUGAGUCCCCACAGUAGAGGUCCCCUGUCUCAGUCCUCCUACCUCCCUAGGGGGCUUGCCUUGGUUUGCAGUCUUCUCUUUUUUUGUUUUAUUUUACCUUAUUUUAUUUUUUUGCCAUGUCUUGCCCUUCCCUGACCACACUGUCAUUCCCUGACCCUGAGCAGCACCACCCCCAAAGGGAGGUGGUGCCCUGGCCAAGGGAACCACCUGGCUCUAGAAGGUAGUGGCUUUAAUGUGGCUCUUUGGAAAUGCCCAGCUGAGUCCUCUCGUCCUCCUCUUCCAUAGUCUGAGUCAUUCUGUUCUUUCUGGGCCGAAAAGGCCGUGAACCCAGGGUAGCCCCUGACAGAUCAAAACUGCAUUUCCAAAGGCUUCACCUACCGCAGGACAACAGACAGGGAAGACAGUGUUGCCAGAAGCUCUGACUUGGCAGCCUUCUUUAGUCAGUGCUGAGCGUGGAGCCCGUGUUCUUGGAGUCCCCCAGAUCGCCUCAAGACCUCAGGAGCCCUUGGAGAAACCCUGUCACGUGCUUGGCAUUGCCCUCUGGCACAUGUGAGCUUCCUCAGGCUUACUGGCCACAAGCCACUUCCCUGAGCUCAGGAAGUGUCCCUUGCUAAGGGAAAAUGUCCCACAGUGCUUUAAUUUUUCAGCCUCUUUUUCACCUCCCAGUGGAUAAAUUUAUUCAAGAAAUAUUUAUUGAGUACCCACUCAUGCCAGGCACUGUUCUCAGGCGGAAGAAGAAAGUGUGAAGGGGGAGGAGGGACCCAGGAAACCACCUGACCAGCCUUAAAUUCCCAACCGUGGCUGGCUCAUCUGAGCGCAUUUCCCCUCUCCCUCCAACCUAUUGGUUAUUGCCUAGGGAUGUCCCCCAGAGGGCCCAGGCUAUAUGCACCCGCUGUGGCUUGUUCAUCUGUUCCCAUAUGACAUAUAACUUAGCUACUUAGCUGGUGCUGGCCUGAAGCAGGGCAAGAAACUAGAAUAGCUUCUACCUCUGCAGGCAAAUGGGAAGUACAGCGAGGCUCUCAGAUGGCAGAGUCAGCCACGUCCCCUCAGUGCCGGCCAGCAGAACCACUGCACUCCCCAAGUACAGCAGCACACUUUCCUGUACCAGGUUCUCUCUGCAGUCUUGGUGGGGAAGCCUCUGAACUUCUUUCUUGCCCUUCUCAAAAAACCUCCCACUUUUUCUGGACCAGGAGCUGGAGUGGCUCCAUUUCUGGGCUACGCGGAAUUCAGCUCAGGUCCCCCUGUUUUUGCAGGAACCAGGUGUCCCAAGCAUACUAGACACACCUCAGAGGGAGACUCUGUUUGGGGGUUUCCAUCUGCUGACAGGGCAGGGUUGAUGUGACCAAGUUUAGCUUGUGGGUCACCUGAGUUUGGGGAGGUCCCCAUCCCAUAGAUGCUCUGACUUUCCUUCCACGGAGAGGCAGGCAGCACCACCAGGGAGGAGGGGCCUGCAAAGCUAAAAUCUAGGACACUGUUUCCUCCUCCUCCUCCUCUCCAUAGGGAAUAGAACUGUUUGUCUCAUCUGUCUUCAACCUAUUUUCCUUUUUUUUCUUUUUGCCACUUUCUCGUCCUCUCUGUGCCACCUCUACAUCCAAGAGGCCAGGUAAUAUAGUGGGAAAAGUCCCAGAGAGCAGUCAGGAUUCUGAGAAACCAUCCUGGCUCAGCCCCUAACUCAUCAUGUGACAUUGGGCUAGCCGCAUUCCCUUUUGGAGCCUCAGUUUCCCCACUUGCAAAAUGAGUGGUGUAAACUCGAAGCUCUCCAGGGUUUUUUCCACUCUGCCAUCUUACAGACCUUUAUUUGUUCUCAUUUCGCUUUUUCUGGAUCUUUUCCAUCUGAGAGUACAGGAAGUGCCAAGACCUGUUUCUGUUUUUGAAUCCUGCAAGCACAUUCCAAGACUGGCCUGAAAUUGCAUGAGCAACAUCACUCUAAAUAAUUUUUUUCAAAAGCACUUUACCAACCAACUGCAAUGCUGUCCUGUUCCUUUUUACUCACACCCCUUUCUCUUCUCUUGCCCCCUGCUCCCCCCACCUCAGUGCUCUGUGCUGUAUGCGUGUGCUCUCUGUUCUUGUAUACUCAAUAAAAGUGAAAUAAAUGUGUUUGAUGCUGAACCACA
Molecule: messenger RNA, 8295 nt
Organism: Chinchilla lanigera (long-tailed chinchilla)
Lineage: Eukaryota; Metazoa; Chordata; Mammalia; Rodentia; Chinchillidae
Gene: Epb41l1
Product: erythrocyte membrane protein band 4.1-like 1
Exons: 25
Coding region: 20-4861 (1613 amino acids)
Biological process (GO): cortical actin cytoskeleton organization
Cellular component (GO): plasma membrane; cytoskeleton
Molecular function (GO): structural molecule activity; actin binding
Source: RefSeq, a predicted model, not a curated record